Messenger RNA from Cervus elaphus (red deer), 1045 nucleotides. It is a transcript of the gene TAF9, whose product is annotated as TATA-box binding protein associated factor 9. Bases 18 to 815 code for a protein of 265 amino acids. The transcript has a single exon. The record is from RefSeq and is a predicted model, not a curated record. Gene Ontology annotation, cellular component: transcription factor TFIID complex; SAGA complex; transcription factor TFTC complex. NCBI's taxonomy places the organism in Eukaryota, Metazoa, Chordata, Mammalia, Artiodactyla, Cervidae. Gene Ontology annotation, molecular function: transcription coactivator activity; protein heterodimerization activity; RNA polymerase II general transcription initiation factor activity. Gene Ontology annotation, biological process: DNA-templated transcription initiation; RNA polymerase II preinitiation complex assembly.
UUUGAUCACCGGAUAUCAUGGAGUCUGGCAAGAUGGCUUCUCCCAAGAGCAUGCCGAAAGAUGCACAGAUGAUGGCACAAAUCCUGAAGGAUAUGGGGAUUACAGAAUAUGAACCAAGAGUUAUAAAUCAGAUGUUGGAGUUUGCCUUCCGAUAUGUGACCACAAUUCUAGAUGAUGCAAAAAUUUAUUCAAGUCAUGCUAAGAAAGCUACUGUUGAUGCAGAUGAUGUGCGAUUGGCAAUCCAAUGUCGUGCUGACCAGUCUUUUACCUCUCCUCCCCCAAGAGACUUUUUAUUAGAUAUUGCAAGGCAAAGAAAUCAAACCCCUUUGCCAUUGAUCAAGCCAUACUCAGGUCCUAGAUUGCCACCUGAUAGGUAUUGCUUGACUGCUCCAAAUUAUAGACUUAAGUCUUUACAAAAAAAGGCGUCUACUUCUGCAGGAAGAAUAACAGUUCCACGGUUAAGUGUUGGCUCAGUUACUAGCAGACCAAGUACUCCCACGCUUGGCACACCAACCCCACAAGCCAUGUCCGUCUCAACUAAAGUAGGGACUCCAGUGUCCCUCACAGGGCAAAGGUUCACAGUACAGAUGCCCACUUCACAAUCCCCAGCUGUAAAAGCGUCAAUUCCUGCAACAUCAGCAGUUCAGAAUGUUCUAAUUAAUCCGUCAUUAAUUGGGUCCAAAAAUAUUCUUAUUACUACUAACAUGGUCUCAUCACAAAAUACUGCCAAUGAAGCAUCAAAUGCAUUAAAAAGAAAACGUGAUGAUGAUGACGACGAUGACGAUGAUGAUGACGAUGACUAUGAUAAUUUGUAAUCUAGCCUUGAAGCAUGUAACAUGUAUACUUGGUUUUGAAUCUGUUGUACUGAGAUUAAACAUGCAUGCUAGAUGUUUCCAUGUUGUGUUCUAGAAAAAAUAGUAUUUAAUGAGUAAAUAUGUUUACCAUACUUUUCGAUUGAGCUGUUGUGUUGGAUUUUCUUUAAUAGGAUUAGUAAUGGUUUCUCGUCAGCCUUUAAGUGUAAAAAAUAAAGUUGCAAUUCGUGUUU